This is a messenger RNA of Pecten maximus, 468 nucleotides long. RefSeq lists its product as uncharacterized. Lineage: Eukaryota; Metazoa; Mollusca; Bivalvia; Pectinida; Pectinidae. The record is from RefSeq and is a predicted model, not a curated record. The transcript has 3 exons. Bases 1 to 468 code for a protein of 155 amino acids.
AUGAAACUCCAUCUGAUAAGUUUGAUAGGGAGGAAGAAGAUGUUCAUGGGGAAUGAUGAUGAUGCUGAUGAUGAUGAGUAUUAUCCAGCAUUAGAUGAUUGGGAAGGAACAGAUGAUGAGGGAGAGGUUAAUAGCAUGAAUUACUGCUUCGAGAAUGACGUGUCACCUCUGGAGGAGAAGCAGUUCCUGGUCAGCGAGACAGCUCUUGGAGAACUCCUCUCUGUUUGUCGUUACUGUCUGGGUAAAUGCACCCCUCUGUUACAGUUCACUAGAGGGACGAUGAUUGUUACCAGGGCCCGAUACAUGAGGGAAGAACACAGCAACACAAAGCACUACUUUGAUGUUUGGCAUGUAGCGAAAGGGAUAUCAAACAAGCUUGAAGCUAUGGCCAAGAAAAAGAAUGGGCAAGACAUUCGGCAUUGGAUAAAGGCCAUUGUGAAUCAUGCACUGGGUUUCUGCUUCAUGUGA